Molecule: messenger RNA, 2024 nt
Organism: Panicum virgatum (switchgrass)
Lineage: Eukaryota; Viridiplantae; Streptophyta; Magnoliopsida; Poales; Poaceae
Product: tropomyosin-like
Exons: 2
Coding region: 639-1373 (244 amino acids)
Source: RefSeq, a predicted model, not a curated record
UUGACCGGGUCGCUACUCAGUGAUCCACCUUUAGUGCUGCUAACCACAGCCUUCAGUUAGUUAUACGUGUGCUCAGGUUCAGAUAGUUUUUGCAGUCUGCCUGACAGCACCAUUGCAUGACCUCGGUUUCUUCUCAUUCCCUCAUCUUUGUCGUCUCGCACUCCCUCGUGUACCAAGUGGUCUGCUCAUAGCAUCUGAUUAGAACAAAUAAACACGGCCUGCAGCAGCUAUUAAACAGAAGCAACCGACUGAAAUUAUUCAGAGAACAGAUACUAACUCAUCUUAUCAGUUUGCAAGUUCAGAGAGCAUCCACCAAGGAGUAGGCCAGUCUCACAUUGCUACAACACACAACACCCUUAGUGACAAUCAACAAAGCACCCCAUUCCCUCUUUCUUUGCCUGCACUCCAUGCCUCUCUCCUCACCGGCACUCCAUCCUUUCCUUCUCUCCUUUCCUUCUUUUCUUCUUUUUUUUUUGAAAGGAUUCUCUCCUUUACUUCCUCCUCUGUUAUAUAUCUUUUUUUUUUGAAAGGAUUCAGACGGCAGCGAGGCAUCAUCUUCCACCUCCGACCAGUCCAUAAGAACACAGCAGCCGCAAGUAGUCAUCGACUCAUCGUCAGCCUCUCCAAUUCUCCACACCAUGCCGUAUUAUUCUUCAUAUUGGUCAGAGUACGUCGAUCAGUACUGGAGGGCGCAGCGGCUAGAGAACGAGAAGACCCGGCUGUCCAACGAGAAGCGUGAUCUCGAGAGGCGGCUGGCGGAGACGACGAGGGCCGCGCAGGCGUCCUCGGCCCAGGUCGCCGCGCUGGGGCACAAGGUGCGGGAGCUGGAGCGCCGGAACGCGGGGCUCUCCGGCGACCUGGCGAGGCAACGGGAGGAGACCAAGAAGGCCGGGCUGCUGUUCAUGGGCGCCGCCGACAGGUACGAGCACGCCGCGAGGGAGCAGGCGAGGGAGAGGGCGGCGGAGCUGGAGGGCGCGAGGAGGGCGAGCCUGCUGCUCAUGGGCGCCGCCGACGCGUACGAGAGCGCGGCGAAGCGGCGGGCGCGGGCCAAGGAGGAGGAGCUCGAGGACGCGAGGAGGGCGGCGGCGGCGCUGAUGGGCGCCGCGGACGCGUACCAGCAGGAGGCGAGGAGGCAGAUCAAGGAGAAGGUGGAGGAGCUCCGGGUCAUGGCGGCGCGGAAGGCGGAGGCGGACGCGAGGGCGGCGGAUUUGGAGGCGGAGCUCCAUGCGGCUCUGUCGAGGAAGAAGGAAAUGGAGGUUGAUCGUGACAAGGUGAAGGCUGAGAAUUGUGAGCUGCGGGCAGAGGUCGAGAGGCUCGUGAUGGGAUUUGAUGAUGAGAAGACAGAAAUCGUUAAGGAAUUUGGGAGAACUUAGAAUGAAGGUUGAGGAAAUUCAGGCCAGCAGCAAGGAUUUGAUGAAGGGUGAAAACGAUAAGCUUCAGUCAGAGGUUAGAACAAGCAAACCUUAGAUUAAACCUGAAAAUGCUGAUUAUUCCAACACAUCGGAGAUAGUUACCGACGAAACAAGGCAAAAAAAAAAAAACUGGAGUCAAGGCAAGGAUUGAGAUUCCUCAUCAUAAACUCACUUGUUGGGAAAUUUGGGAAUAGCGGUAUGCAAGAGUAUUUGACCUUCAGCUCUUUAUAAUAUAACAGGCUCGUUUUCUUUUCUUUUCUUUUUGGAAAAAAAACUUCUGCCUGCACAAAUGUGUAUAUUCUGUUUAUAAGUCCAGUUAAUCACUGGAAGGAACUUAGCUGAUGUCAGGAUUGAAGAGAACUUGUAAUGGUAAAUGAGUGCCACCAACUGACAGCUCGGCUACUUUAUUUAUAAUCCAGGGCAAAAACAGUACUGCUGGAAAGUGAUAAUGUCACUUCUCUGUUUAACUGGUAAAUGAUGUGUCAGUUGGCGCUACACAACAAACAGAAAGUAAGGCCUGUGUGCAUAUGUUUGUUGUAUUCUUGCUCCUGUUUACCUUGUGUGGUUUUUAUCUCCCAUAUUGUAAUGCAUGGCCGCUAUGGUACCGAGUCU